AUGUUUCUCUCAUUUGAGCUAAUUCAUCUCCCUCUCAUCUUUUCGUUCAUCAUCUUAUUGUUCUUGAUUCCUUUCAAGUUGCUUUCACCUACUUCUAAAACCCCGAGAAACCCACCACCAACACUACGAAAGCUUCCAAUUAUUGGAAACCUUCACCAACUAGGCUCAAGCCCCCAUCACACUUUACGAGCCUUGAGCCAAAAACAUGGACCACUUUUGUUGAUGCACCUAGGUAGUGUACCUUUGUUGGUAGUCUCCUCGGCUGAAGGAGCUAAAGAAAUCUUAAAAACUCAUGAUUUGAUAUUCUCAAAUAGACCAAAACUAUACUUCCAUGACAAACUUAGUUAUGGCUCUAAAGACAUAGGAUUUGCUCCGUACGGUGAGCAUUGGAGGCAGGUCAAGAGCAUAACCGUGCUCCAUCUUCUAAGCCGUAAAAGAGUUCAAUCAUUUCGAAAAAUAAGAGAAAAGCAAACGCUUCAUAUGAUUGAAAUGAUGGGUAAAAGUUGUGGUUCCGUAAUUAACUUGAGUGAGAUACUUUUUUUGCUCACUAUAAACAUACUAUGUGAGGUGGCCUUUGGAAAGAAAGGUGAUCUAAAGUUUAUGGACUUGUUUGCAAGAUCUCAGAUCCUACUUGCCGGUUUUGAUGUAGGGAACUAUAUUCCGAUCUUAUCAUGGGUGAAUUGGUUACGUGCGGGACAGGUAAACAAAGUAGUUAAAGAAUAUGACGAGUUUGUUGAUGCUGUUAUUGACGAGCAUAUAAAUAAAAGCGACGUAAAGGCGGAUGAUAGUACCGGUGGACAGAAUGAAGGAGGAGAUAUAGUUGAUAUCUUACUCGAUGUUCAAAAAGAUAACGCACUCAAAUUUAAAUUUGGUAGAGAUACCAUUAAAGCCAUCAUCUUUGAUGUUUUUACUGCUGGAACUGAUGCAACAAGCACAAGUGUAGAAUGGGCACUAAGCGAGCUAAUAAGACACCCACGAGUAAUGAAGAAGCUGCAAGCCGAGGUAACAAAAAUUGCUCAAGGGAGAUCAAUGAUCACGGAGGAUGAUAUACAAGAAAUGCAUUACUUGAAAGCGGUCCUCAAAGAGACCUUGCGAUUACACAUUCCAAUUCCGCUACUAGUUCCUCGUGAAUCAAGAGAGGAUGUUAAAGUAAUGGGUUAUGAUAUUGCAAAAGGCACCCAAGUGAUGAUUAAUGUUUGGGCAAUAGCAAGAGAUCCUUCCAUAUGGGAAGAACCGGAGAAAUUUUACCCAGAAAGGUUUUUGAACAGUUCCAUUGACUAUAAAGGAUUUGAUUUUGAAUUGUUACCUUUUGGUGCUGGUAGAAGAGGGUGUCCUGGUGCUGAAUUUGCUAUGGUUAUUAACGAGUUUGUUAUAGCAAAUAUUGUUCUCAAGUAUGAUUUAGCACUGCCAAAUGAAGGUAGACCCGAGGAAUUAGACGUGACUGGAAGUUUUGGAAUGACUGUCAAAAAGAAAACUCAUCUACUAGUUGUGCCUUCUUCUCGUUUAGAGUGAAGUAACUGCUCAGAUUUGCACCUUUGAGAGCAUCGACUAGUACGAUUUCAUGAUUUCGUAAUAUACAUAUAAUAUUGUUAUAAUAAUAUUCAAUAAACUCUUCUUGUAUCCCUGCAAUGCUGUGGUAGAAGUGUAUUUUCCUUUUAUUCCAAGAUUGUAAUGUAAUAUGUGUUUGCUGUGAGUCUGUGAUAUGUGUUGGUUUAUAUA
Erigeron canadensis is the source of this 1719-nucleotide messenger RNA. RefSeq names its product cytochrome P450 Tp4149-like. The coding region runs from base 1 to 1512 and encodes 503 amino acids. The record is from RefSeq and is a predicted model, not a curated record. The transcript is spliced from 2 exons. NCBI's taxonomy places the organism in Eukaryota, Viridiplantae, Streptophyta, Magnoliopsida, Asterales, Asteraceae. Gene Ontology annotation, molecular function: oxidoreductase activity, acting on paired donors, with incorporation or reduction of molecular oxygen; iron ion binding; monooxygenase activity.